AGUCUGAGGUAAAAAUUCAUCCCUGAGUCCCACACAAGCCAUUCGCUGCUCAUAACUGCCGCUACCACUGCAUAUACUUAGUUGAAGGGGUUAAAGCACAGGGUUAUAGGCAGGAAUCUGCAUUCAGAUGGCAGCGCAGCGAGCGGCGAGGAAAACAAAGAUUCUAGUUUGUCUUGUGGAACAAAUAAAGCGAACUUUCAGCCAACAUCAUGUGACCGCCGGAGGCAAAACAGCAGGGGAAGUUUAAAGUGCUGUGGCGCAGUCUCCAUUGGAUUAAACAGAGAAAGUUCUUACUGAAGAGCUUCCUUUGCCGUAGAGGAUGAUAUGUGGAGGCUGUGGCCAUGAAUCAAAAGAUUCAACGCCGAAAUUCUGCAGUGAAUGCGGCCAACGCAUGGUUCCUCCUGUCGCCACUUUGGAAAAUCAAAGCAGAUCAGGUGAUUAUCUCAGAGACCCAGCACUGAAAUCAGCAGGAAAUGAGGACACCAAACCAGCACUUGCUUGUGAGAACAAAUCGAAGCCUGGAGAUGGCCCAAGUAUGGAAAUAUCCACUGCCACUGUCCCUGACGCUAGUGAGGUCUCUCAGAGUCACAAGAUAUCGCUCUCGUUACAGGAAAAGGAUGUGGCUUUCACAACCGAAAAACCAACAGAGGAUAAAACCGCGAGCUGUUGCACCUCAAUAAAUUCAGAGGCACCAAGCCCGUGCGGGUCUGGAGAUGACGGCUCUGCUGCAGAAACAGAAGAAGGGAAUAUGCUUAAAGACUGGGAAGUCAUCAAGGAGGAUGUUGAACAAUAUGAAAGUGCAGAGGAGGAUCAUCCUACCCAAGCAUGUGAGGAAGAUACGACUCAAGGAAAAGAGGAUUUGUUUUAUCAGCCAAAAGCCAAUGUUGAUGCAGAUAAAUCUGAAAACGACGACACUGACAGGGCUAACAAAACUGCUCAGAUGCAAACUACUCAACACCUUCUAUCCCCACACCCCUCUGAUUCAGAUGGGGAGCAAAGAAGAACAGAUAGUGUUACACAAAUAGCCCAAAACAUUGGAAACUUCAGACAAACUUCUGUAACAGGGAGUGCUAGUAAUGAAAAUGUAGAGGAAAGUACCACAAGAAACAAAGUAGUAACAGGCAAGAACAAAGAGAGUAAUGGGAAGGCGUUUGGAAAAAGUACAAGCAUGGAAAGUUCUGGAACAAAGCAGGAAAACAGCAAUUUAUGGCAAAAAGAUAAUGGCCCUGAUGGUGGUAGGAUGGAAUAUUCUACAGCUCUAGGCUCUUUUAGUAGAAAUGUUAAAAGUGAGGAAGAAACUAAUGAUCAUGCAGAGGAAAGCCUAAAUGAUGUGCCGUGCCAACCAGAUACGAGCAAUAAUUCAGAAGAAGGGCUCAAGUUACAAAAAUAUGACAAUAACAAAACUAAGAAGACCUCAGAAAGCCACAUAGCUCAUAAACCUGAUACAAUUAGAUCGGAAGGAAAGGGAGCAGGUAAUGCAAAACCAACCCAAAGCAGUAAGGGCGCCAGAGAGACAACCCAAGGCAAGAGUUCUGGUAGCCAUAACCCAAAGGAAAGCACCGAUAGAAAUAGGCCAACUGGCGGGAGAGAAAGCCCCAUGGAUUCUUCUAAAAAUAAGGCAGGUGUAGGAAAUGCUUCCAAAACCAAGCAGGGAAGCACUAAACCACAAACUGGUGAUCCAACUAAAGAUGGAAGAGGCAGCUCUAGAACCCCUACUCCAGACUCAUGGACCUCUAACACUGUGGAGGAACGGAACCCAAAGUUAGAAAAUGAGAGCUAUUUGACUACUGGGGGCCAAGAAAAAGCAAAAAAGGGAGCUAAGAAAGGGAAACAGAAGAAAUCACAGGAACAAAUGAAAGAUAUAAGCGGGCCUUCAUCGAACAGAGAAAAGCCUGUGAAAGGAGGAACCACAAGAUUUGGGGAUCCAUCAGAUCUUAUUUCUGUCUAUUUCCACGUCCUCGUUUCCAAAGACUUUAAACUCAACCAAGACAACGCUGUGAUCGUGAGAGCUGCCUACUUGGAAGGGUACUGCAACUGGUAUGACACGGUGUGCCACCUGAAUUUUUCAAGGGACUACAAGGGUAAUUUGCUGUAUGAAGGCCACACUGAAAUUUCCAAGAACAACCUGGGUAAAAACAUUCCAUACAAGUACGUCAUUUGUCAUGGAAAGAAAGAGGAAUACGAGUUCAUUUACAAGAGUGACUGUAAAGCUGAUGUAGCUGUGAAUCGCUGCCUCUACAUUCCAUCAAACCUUAUCAGCCAGAGAGAAUGGCACCAAUACGACGACAUGUGUAUGAAGCACGACACAGGAUUUUUGAAUACAAUGUUCAGUUAUAUAGGAUGGAACAAGUCUCCCAUUUUUGAAGGGAAGAAAAAGGCAGGAAAUAUCAUGUUGGAUGGAAUCUUUAGUCUUCUCACUGCCUGUGACUCCAAGAACUUGUCAAGUUUUCUUAAUCAACUCCAUCAGUUUUAUUAUGUUUCAUCCCACUCAAUGGUGUUUGAAGAUGGACCCACGCCCUGGAGAUCUCAUGGGUUUGGAGAGAAGGAGCUGAAUAGUCUAAUAAUGGAAAAGCUUUGCCAACAUUUCAUCAAUAAGAAUUUAGCAGCAGCAGAGGAUGCCAUUAUAAAAGACAGGCUGGUGGCUGGAUUGCUCUGCGCCAAACUGAUAGAAACCUACCAGCUUCCUGCUGACAGGGAUUCCCUUGUAAAGAUCUGCAGGCUUCUCUCUUUGGAGCAGAUGAUUAACAGAAACCUACCCAUCCAACUUGAGGAACUGAAACAAAUCUUCUCAGUCUAUGAAGGAACAGAAUAUUCCUUGAAACAAUUCUGCAUCAGAUGCAUUGAUAGUGAAAUUAAAGACUGGGUUGAUAUACUGCCUGUUUAUCACGCAUUAAAUGCUCCGGCUAAUGCAGAGGAUUCCACACAACUGAAGCAAGAAGAAAACUGGGCAGGUUUGGACGGACUCCCAUAUCAAACAUUUGUGAUAUGGUCUCAGUUUUACAACAGAGAUGUCCUUACACACAUGAGGCGGGAGGAGAGUUUGCAGCCGGCAGGCAGAACCUUGCUCAGAUCUUGGCUGUGCCUUGUGCCACUGGAGAACCUGUCUACGUUUUUGGGGAAAUUUCGCACCGAUUUCCGAGAUGCUUUUACCGCCUCCUGGUACAAGAUUCAAAAGCAAUCCUCGAGCAGCAAAGAUAAGCAUAUUGAGAAUGUUCUAAACAAACUUCUGGAAAUGACGGAUCAACUUAGUCAAAAGUCACUGCAAAAGGACUCCAUAUACUUGUGUAAUAUCAGUUUGAAAAUUCACCAUUUAAUCUGCAUUCAAACUGAGCUGAAAAGAAACAAUCAUCUCCCACCUCUAUCUUUUAAGAUCCUACUAAAGCUUUUUGGAGCUGCAGGGAAACAGGACUCAACAAAAGGGAGGGAGACAAGUUUUUCUGAAGUACAAAGCAAUUUACACAAAGCUGUUGAGAUGACUAAAACAUGGCUGAAAGACUGUUUUGGACAUAAAUUUAAUUUUAGUCGCUAUAUGUAUCCAACAUUUAAGGAUGAGCUCAAGAUCUGGAAUAGCCUUCUUGAAAAUGAAGAAGCUACGGACCUCAAGUGGAAAGAACUGUUCCUCUCAGAUCUAGCCAGAAAAAUUAAGGAGGAAAGUCCUGUGGAACAAAUAAAAAUCUACUGCAAGGAACACUCAGUGUUGCAAGAUCUUCACAUCUCCAUCGGGGAAUGCUUUGAGGAAUGCGCCAUUAAUGCUGUUUAUAAUGCCUAUCAGUCUCACGACAACGUUCUCAACCAAAUCUCAAUAAACAGUCUGCAAAAUUUUACAAAACUGGUAUCGACAAUUAUAAGGAAUUCCUGGCCGAAAGACAAGCAGGGAAACCCAACUGAGAACUAUAAGGAGAUUUUGAAGCACAUGUUGCACUGGAAGGAUUUCACUCAUAUAUUCAAACUAUAUGAUCCCAACCAACCAGUUGCUUCUCAGUUUGUAGAAGAAACACAAAAGCUUGUUGCUUUGUCAGACUCAGUCCUUCUUGACACUGUUGCCAACCUAAUGCAUGGAGAUAUUCUAUACGAACACCUUAAGUUGAUACUGGACCGUGAGAAUCAGUUUGUGGCUAUAUGUAGACUCAGAUUAAGCAAAGGAGAAGCCAUUAAGGUAGAAGAUGUUAAGAAAGUUCUGGGUUGGAGGAACGAAGAGCUAAAAAAAGUCGACUGUAAGAAAACAUGGUUGAAAAACUUGCUAAAAACUUGCCAGGACAUCAGCAAGUCUGUCCGAGUAAAUACUGAGGAAAUUCAAAAAAUCCUUUCUGUUAAUUUGGGAUCACAAAAAUUAAGUGAUUUAUUACCCGUUAAGACACUGGGUGCUACUGAACCUCCUGAAGACACAGUGACAUUGUUUAGCAACCUUAGUUUAACUUUAAUGUCAAUGGCCGAGAAUCUUCAGACCCACCUGCACAGCCAUGUUUUCCGCAACUUGUGGAAAGAGGCCGUCAGCUCCUUUUCAAAGACACGUUGUUCGGAUGAAAAUUUAGAAAGCGAUGAUGAUGAAAGUGAUGAUGAUGAAAGCGAUGAAGAUGAUGAACUUACUCUGGAUGAAAUGGAGGACUCCUUGUUCACGCCAUGUUUUAAUGAAUACACCAAGAUCUAUGAAGACAUCAGGUCUGAAGAAGUGACAUUUGAAGUCCUGGACACAUAUUUCAAGACUUUCAAAAAGCGUUACCAAGUCCUGCAUAAAGAACUACAAACCAUGCGUCAGUUAGAUCUAGAGGAUAAUGGUUUAUGGAUCAAGGGCCGAAUAAGGAAGAUUGAGCAGUACCAUGAGCUGUGUGAGGCCUUCGAAUCAGCCCAGAUUGUUGAUGACAUCAGAAAUUUCUGUAAACUUUCAGGAGAUUUUGAGACCUUGAACACUCUGCAACAAUUUGGUGUUGGCUUUAACGACUACAAGCAGAAGCCAUUAUCUUUCAUCACCGAAGACAUUGUAAAGACAAAGGAAGCUCUUUGUGAGAUAACGAAUGAGCGCGCCGAGGCACUGAAGGAGGCUUUAAUGAGAAAGGAAUUUAUAAAGUGGGUUCAAGACUCACUAGAAGAUGUCAAUGAGCUGAAGGUGUUUGUGGAUCUGGCCUCCAUCUCUGCCGGUGAGAAUGACAUGGAUGUUGACCGCGUUGCUCAGUUCCACGAUGCAGUUUUGGGCUACGCCCCCAUUUUGUAUGAACUCAAAACAGAAUUUGGAUUCAGUGAAUUAAUGUUGUGCUUGCAAAAACUUUGGAAAGCCCUGGAAAGUGACCCAAAUCUGCACAAAAAGCUGAGGGACUCUGCCCGUCACAUAGAGUGGCUGAAAACAGUAAAGGAAAGUCACGGAUCUGUGGAACUCUCCUCGCUAUCUCUGGCUUCUGUUAUAAACCAAAGAGGCGUCUACAUCAUUCAAGAACCCAAAGAGAACCAAAAGAUUACCCCAGACAAUGUCCUGAGACUAGAACUGCCUGAUGAAGAUCAGGAACAGCACCAGGUUCGCACCUAUAAUCUAGAAGAACUGAAGGAGCUGUUGAGCAAGCUCAUGCUUAUGUCUGGGAAAGGGGAGCAGGGCAAUGCUGAAGUUGAAAAGUUUUCAGAGAUUUUCUCCAAUGUUCAGAGACUUGUCAAGGCCUACAUUGACCUCUGCUUGUCUGGAGACAUUCUAUUCAAAACUUGGGAAGCCACUAUCUAUUGCUCGGAUGACAGUAACAUUGCAAUUCGGAUGAAAUUCAAAGUAACAGCCAUUGGGGAGAUAGAAUCAUCAGGAAAUAUUUCUGAACUGCUUCCCAAAAUCUGCCAAACAAUGGAAGACUUAUUAGAAAAAAGGCAAGUUUUUAUGGAUGAAAAACGGUUUCUCCAUUAUUUCCUAAAUUACUACACAGCAGAGCAGCUGGUCUUCCUUAGCCAGCAGAUUCAGAAGCCUGAUGUUAGUGAAGAGCUGCUUGUUAUGUUAUCUUUUAUCAAGCCCGAGUGUACAAAAGCUGAUACCCAGGAUGCUUUAUUAGCUGCACGGAGGAAAGGUUCAUCAAAGCUCGCCACGUCUAAUAAUUCUGCUUUGUUUAAAUUUAAAAAAUCGACUGAUGUGCAAGAGAAACUACAGAUUGCUUGGAAAUACUCCAUGGACUGCAUGAACAAUUUGUUUCCGGGAUGCUUGGAUAUAAAUACACUGGGAAGGUGCUUAACUGAACUGGCAAAAAAAGAAAAGAGUCUGGUGACCAGAAGUCUCCAUCCCAGUCUGAAGCCUGGAUGUCCCAAUUUGGUACUCUGUGCAUCAUCAGAGAUUCUACCUUCGGCUCUGGCUGUAUAUAUGCAGAAUCUAAACCAGCCGCUUCCAUCUUAUGAUGAAGUGCUUCUCUGCUCACCUCAAACUACUUACGAGGAGGUGGCAUUAUUUUUGAGAAGAUGCUUCACACCGGGCUACAGCGGGAAGAAGAUUUACAGUUUGCUGUAUGCAGACGAGCUUAGCUACGAUACAGCCUAUAGAGCUGAACAGCUGUUUUACCAACUGCAAAAAAACAAAGGCCUCGACUACUACCUCGUGAUUAUCUGCAACCGUGAGAGACAUCAUUUGCAAAUACCAUCUACCUUCAGCCAAUACAAAGUGCAAGUUGUCCCUCAGAAACCAUUUGUCGACGUUCAAAAAUAUUUAUUGCAGCAUUUUACUAUUGAACCAAAUGCCAUCUCUGCUGCCUCAGUAUUUAAAAGAGGUGUUAGUGUCGGAAUAGUGACCUCCAAACGAGCAGGAGUUGGAAAGUCACUCUAUGUAAAGAGACUAUAUGAAAGGCUAAAAUUGGAAUUUCCGAAUGAAAAGCCUCUCUACAAUAUAAUCCGAUUGUUUCAGCCCCAGGUGGAUGAGAAUAAAGUUCUGCAGAAGCUUCUUCCAUUUCUAAACAAGGAACACAAAAACAUUCCCGUAAUAUUUCAUAUCGACGUCACUUCUUCUGUUAAUAGUGGAAUAUCAGAGUUUCUUUUUAAACUUUUGAUUCUCCAAUAUUUAAAAGAUGAUGAAGGCAGAAUGUGGAAGCGCCAGGCUUGUCAGCUUUACCUUAUUGAGAUCUUAGAAUCUUCUUGCGUCAUUUCUGAGAAGCAAAAAAAACCUUCGUCUCAAGUGAUGCAGAACAUUUUUAUGGACUUUUUCCCUAAAAUAUCCUGCUGUUCUCCAAAUGAGGUGCUGACGAAAAUGAUGGAAAAUCAGACUGGACAAAAUGAAGAUCCGGGAAUGGACAAGAAGGAAUUUGAGAGUGAAUGUUUUCAGCGGCCUUUUCAGUAUUUGAUACGGUUUGAAGGGAAACAAAGUCUGGAUAAAUUUACAUACAUGAAAGGUUCAGUAGAAGGAAAUGAGGCAAGAUGUUUGCAGUUGUUCCUUUUGCACUGUGGGGUUAUGGACCCAUCAUGGGCAGAACUUCGAAAUUUUGCAUGGUUCUUAAACGUUCAAUUGAAAGAUAGUGAGAAUUCUGUUUUCUGCAAGCCAGAAUUUGUGGAAGAUGCAAUGCAAGGUUUCAAGAAUUUUGUAGUGGACUUUAUGAUUUUGAUGGCAAAAGAUUUUGCAACCCCUUCAUUACAGAUUACUGACGAGAGUCCAGGCAGACAAACUUGUGAAGAAGCCUGUGCUAAUGAUGGAGACCUUGCUCCAUUCCAGAUACGUAAGAAAUGGGAAUCGGAGCCACAUCCCUACAUUUUCUUCAAUGAUGACCGCAUGACAAUAACAUUUAUUGGUUUUCACUUGCGCCUAAACAGCACUGGAAAUGUUGAUGCUAUAAACCCAAGAGAUAAUAGCAUUAUAAAGAAAAAUAUUAUGACAAGACAACUUUACCGAGACUUAGAGAAUCAAAGAGUUCAGUUUAAUAUAGACUUUGAUACCCUACCGAGGGAGGAGAAGAUAACUAUGUUAUCCAGAGUUUUGGGAAUAAAUAAACCACAGGAUCCAGAUGAAACGUAUGAGCUGACUAUGGAUAACACACUGAAGAUUCUGGCUGUUACAAUGAGGUUCCGAUGUGGAAUUCCGGUUGUCAUUAUGGGAGAAACAGGGUGUGGAAAAACCAGACUCAUCAAGUUUAUUUGCAAAUUAUGGAAAGGGAAUCUGAAUGCAGAAAAUAUGACAUCUGCUGCAGAAAAUAUGAAACUUGUAAAGGUUCAUGGUGGUACAAGUGCUGAGAUUAUUUACAAAAAUGUGCUGGAGACACAAACCAUUGCCCUCGCUAACAAACAAAACAAAUGUGAUACAGUGCUGUUUUUUGAUGAAGCAAACACAACUCAAGCCAUAAGCAGUAUCAAAGAGGUCCUGUGCGACCACACUGCAGAUGGCAUGCCUUUAAUCGGCAACUCGGGUCUACAAGUCAUCGCUGCAUGUAACCCCUACAGGAGGCACACAGAAGAAAUGAUCACACGACUGGAAUCUGCUGGUUUAGGGUACAGAGUAAAAGCCGAUGAAACUAAUGAACGACUGGGGUCCAUUCCAUUAAGACAAUUAGUUUAUCGUGUUCAUCCAUUGCCUCCAAGUAUUAUGCCUCUAGUUUGGGAUUUCGGUCAACUAAAUAACGAAACGGAAAAGAAAUACAUUCAACAGAUAGUACAGCAUUUGGCAAAUGAGACUGAAAUGGAUCAGAGGGAUAUACAGCUAUUGACCAAUGUGCUUUCGGCUUCUCAGUCAUAUAUGAGAAAUAGAAGUGAUGAAUGCAGCUUUGUAAGCCUCCGAGAUGUUGAACGUUGUGUAGAAGUGUUUAAAUGGUUCUACCGCAAUAGUGACCUAUUGCAGGCGAAUAUGGAAAACAUGUUUCCCAGGUAUGAAAUACAAAAUAAAAAGGCGUGGUCUCUUGUUCUGGCCAUUGGGGUAUGUUACCACGCCUCAUUAGAGAAGAAAGAUGCUUACAGGAGGGCAAUUUGCCAAUAUUUUCCUGGUCUCUACAGAGACCAAAAAGCAAUCCUAGAGGUAAUAACAGGUAUCCAGGACCUCUUUUUAGAUCGUAUACACCUAAGAGACAACAUUGCCAAGAAUCUUGCUUUGAAGGAAAAUCUUUUUAUGAUGGUGAUUUGCAUUGAACUCAGGAUCCCAUUAUUUCUUGUUGGGAAACCUGGAAGCUCUAAAUCCCUUUCAAAGACCAUAGUUGCUGAUGCUAUGCAAGGCCAAGCAUCGCACACAGAACUGUAUAAACAUCUUAAGCAAAUCCACCUUGUGUCUUUCCAGUGUAGUCCUCACUCAACUCCAGAAGGCAUAAUUGGCACUUUCAGGCACUGUGCCCGUUUCCAGAAAGACAAGAACCUACAUGAAUAUGCAUCUGUGGUGGUGCUAGAUGAAAUAGGGCUGGCAGAGGACUCUCCUAAAAUGCCUUUAAAAACACUGCAUCCUUUGUUGGAGGAUGGUUGCAUAGAUGAUGAGACAUCACCUUACAAAAAAGUUGGCUUCAUAGGAAUUUCUAACUGGGCACUAGAUCCUGCAAAAAUGAAUAGAGGCAUAUUUGUAUCCCGUGGAGACCCUGAUCAGAAUGAGCUCAUUGAAAGUGCAAAGGGAAUCUGUUCGUCUGAUGACUUGAUCAUCAAUGAUAUUGAUCAUCAUUUCAAAAAAUUUUCUGAUGCAUAUCUAACACUGUGUGAAAUGCAAGAUAAAGAAUUCUUUGGUUUACGUGAUUUUUACAGUUUGAUUAAAAUGGUUUUUGCCUUUACGAAGCACUCGAAAAAUGAACCAACACAAUGUGAGAUUGCCACAGCAAUACUGAGGAAUUUCAGUGGGAAGGAUGACUUGGACGCCUUGAGUAUUUUUAUAUCAAAUCAAGAAGCAAACACAUAUAGGGAGGAAAUUAAAAUAAUGGAUUUGGUAAUGGAGAACAUAAGAAAUGAGAGUGCUGAUAUAGAGUCUCGAUACCUGCUGUUGUUAACUAGAAAUUAUGCAGCACUACAGAUUCUCCAGCAAACAUUGGCUAAAGAAAACCAACAUCCUGAGAUUAUCUUUGGGUCCAGCUUUCCAAAAGACCAAGAAUAUACUCAGAUCUGCCGAAACAUCAACCGUGUUAAAAUCUGUAUGGAAACAGGACAGACAGUUGUCCUUCUUAAUCUCCAAAAUCUUUACGAGAGUCUCUACGAUGCAUUAAAUCAAUAUUAUGUCUAUCUAGCUGGCCAGAAAUAUGUUGACUUGGGUCUAGGUACACAUCGAGUAAAAUGCAGGGUCCACCCAAAGUUUAGACUGAUAGUCAUUGAAGAGAAAGAAAUUGUAUACAGAGAAUUCCCAAUUCCUCUUAUUAACAGACUUGAGAAACAUUAUCUGGACCUUAACACAGUUCUAGAGAGAAGACAAAGACUAACUGUAAAGGAACUGAAUUACUGGGUUCAAGAUUUCACUGCUGGAGACAAAGAACAACUUAUUGGGCAGAAACAGGACUAUCAACCUGCAGAUGUCCUCAUUGGUUACCACUCCGACACCUGUGCAUCAGUGUUGUUACAAAUAACAGGGAAACUGAAAGAAGAAUACUGUGAUAAUGACCUAGAAGUAGCAGACGUAAAAGAGGAGGCAAAGGCUGCUUUGCUGAACUGUGCAACACCCGAUGCCGUCAUUCGACUGGGCAGAAACGAGUUGGUCGAUGAGUACUUCAACAAACAGAAGCAUGGGUCUCUAGUUGACUUUGUUAAGAGCCACAUUCAUUCAGGAUCCAAACAUCAAACUGUAUUUACAGAGAUCACCACAUUCUCACGACUUUUGAUGUCAACCGACAAAAGGAUUUUGGAAGCCGAGACAAAGGAUGACGUCGAAAGUGUGGAGGUUCUGUCUUUGCAGCAGUUUGAUACGGAACAUUCUUUCCUGAAAAAAAUCAAGAGUUUUCUCAAAGGAUCCACUGGUAAUAAAAUACUGAUCAUACAGACAGACUUCGAGGAUGGAUCUCAAGGAGCCCAUUUAGUUGCUUCAGCUAAGUACGCCACUGUAAAUGAAAUAAACAACCUAAAGAAAGCCAACACCGAAGAGACGUCGACCUUUGUCUAUUUUAUAACUAAACUUCCGAGAGUACAAGGAGGGUCAUCCUAUGUGGGAUUCCAUGGAGGACUUUGGCAAUCUGUUCAUAUUGAUGACUUAAAGGAACCAAGCGACAAGUUGCCAGAUGUUACUGCCCUUCAAAAUACGACAAUAAGCCAGUUAUUUUAUGGAGCCACAGUUGAAUCACAGUUAAGAGAGAUGGAUGGUAUGGAAGGUGACCCAGACGCUAGUUAUGACAUUGAACCAAACCAGAUACCAGAGGUAGUCAACACCACCUUUCUCAUUCGAAGCUGCGUUCAGAGCGCAGUGGGUAUGCUUACGGAUGAAGAGCACAUUCCUAGCCGCAGCACAAGGAGGAUUGAAAUACUGGUUAAUCUACUGAGCACUGAGGAUGAAGUAAGAGCUUCCCUUCUACAAAUACUGAAAGUUCGCAUUUAUGAAAUUCUGAAGAACCAGGAAGAGAAUUCGUAUAACCCAAAUGAGUGGCUCAUAAGGGCCGCCUCCAACCUUGAGGCAUUGCAAGAAGCCGGCACAUUCAGAUAUACUCUUUGGAAACGUAUCCAAGCUGCCGUGACCCCAAUAUUCGCUCAUUUCAUUUGGCUGAUGGACUGCGAUGCCAACCUGGAGAUCCUGGUGAACCCACAAACUGAGGACUUUCUGAAAUCUUUAUGGAUAUACAUUUUCAAAAACAAAAAUCUUCUAAAUAUUUCCAGCAGACUUGGUAAUAAUAGUUCUCAGACACUAAAGGCAACUAAUUACAUGAACCUGUUGUAUUGUGAGGGAAAUUCAGUUCCAUUCAGCUGGAGAAUUAAGGAUUAUCUGGAAGAAAUUUCCGCACAAGCUCAGUACAUCAAUAGUGUAGAAGGUCCGGAGAUGAAGUUUGUUAAUAUGUUUAGCAAAGGGCCUUUGGGGCAGUAUAUAUGUAACAUGGAGGAAAAUGACCAACAGAAGCUGUUCCAGUACUACAAACGAGACUUUUUGCUUCUGACUGUGAAUAUAUCCUCCAGGGAGGAACUCAAGUUUUUAGAGAUUUCGCUUUCCGCUUGUAUUGAUGAAUUUACAAGAAAUGAAGACGUGGAAGAGCUGACACUCCCAUGGGUGCAUCUCGCUUAUCACCAUUUUCAGCACAGGUUCCAGAUAUUUUCUAGGAUUGUAGCGAUUAGCCCACCUGCUCUGGAGAGGAUGAAUGAGGCAUUCGAAGAGAUAGAAGACAUUCUAACCAAUCAGAUGGCUAUUGAUAUAUGUGCUGGAUUUGAAUGCUUAGACAUUUUGGAAGCCACCAUUCUGGACCCGAACCCUCAAGCUUGGUUGAAUGAAGUAAAAAACCUGCAGCUGCCAAUUGAACUCAUUUGCUCAGAAAAAUAUUUAGAAGGGGGCAGUGACUGGUGCACCCAAAAAGUUGAGGAAAUCCGGACCAAUUGGCAUUGUAUCUAUGCCAUGGCAUUAUUUACAGAACAUGUCAUUUUGGAUGAGAAUCUGCAGAACCCAGAGACCCAGCAAAGACUUAAAGAGCAAACUAUUAUGUUUGGCCAGCGAAUCAAAGGCUUUCCUGAAAUAAAGUCACUUGAUCCUUAUAAGGCAGUGAUUGAGGUUCUUCAGAUGAGCAGAGAGGCAGUAGCUGGAUCGCUUUCCAGGGAAGACAAUGUUCAGUUUCAGCAAAACUGCAAUGGAUUCUUCAUUGACAUUCUAUGUACUCGGUUCUUUGAAGGCAACUCUCCCCCAGACAAAGAAGUUGUUCAAAAGCUGCUUUCUUCUCUUUUCAUAACUGGUUCAGAGAACAAUACAGACCUGUCACCUUUUACUGCUGGAAAUAAUGAAAACCCUGCCAUCCGAUCUGUGAUCCUGAAGAUGCUCCUCAAGUACAGCUUUGAAGAAACACAGAAAUAUAUUCAGGACCACUUAAUCAGAAUGCAAGGAAGCAACCUGGCGGCAGAAAUACACGUGCUUUUUAUCAACUGCCUUGAGGACUGUAUGUAUGAAAGAUUCCAAGCUCUGCGGGAGGCAGACAAAUUGCUUGGUCUUAAAGACCAAGGUAAAUUUCUGGAAGACUUCCUGCAAAAUGGCCGCCAACCCAAUUCCCUGGAGACUGUGGUUGGGUUCCUACAAGAUCUUGCCAGGGUUAGGUUUGCCCUGAAUGCGGCAGUGGAACUGCUCUCUGAAACAGACAAUGUUGUGAACGAGAAGAGGGAAUUUCUCCAAAAUGUACAGAAUUUAUGUGAACGGUCAGCGAAUGACUGGUACCGAGUGUAUUUGAUCCGCAAGAUGGGAAAUGAGUCAGGAAGUGAAUAUGUCCAAAAACUUAGUAAGGAUGAAGGGUUCAGAUGGUUAUUCCCACAUCAAAUCUUUGGGGAAAAGGAGAGCAGCACUAACCAGCUCGACCGAUUUUUGGUGCAUAAGGACGGUUACAGGGACUUAAGAGAAGGUGUUGGAGAAACCGUUGUUUCAAGAAAGGAGGAAAGUCUUCAGCAAAGACUGGAGUUGAGUGAAAGUUCUGCCCAGGAACAAGCUGUUUACCUGCUCCUCGCCAUUUUCAGCGAAGUAACGAUGAGAUACAGAGAUAGAAACAGGGCCGUCGCUCAUGAUGAGACUGAUAAUUUAAAGAAUUUCAUUGAAAAUGCCAACAUUCUCCAGGAACAGUCUAUUCAGCAAUUUGCCCAAUCCCUGCUAAGGAACGGCCGGCCCUUAGCGAGAGUUGCUCCCGACAUGACAAGUUCUCAGUACGCCAUAGUGUCCCUGGCUGUACAUCUUGGCGCGGUGCUACUGAGCGGAGAUAAUGAUCUGUUUAAGCCACUGAGGAAUUUGGCCUUUUCCCCUGAUAGAAUGCAGCAAUCAUACCUGCCAACAAUGCCACAGGACAUGCUAACCAAAGCUAGAGAAGUAUUGGGAGCUGAAACUUGGUAUGUGUGCGACAACAACCAUUAUGUUCCAGUUCCCGGAUGUGGGAUGCCGAUGAGCUACGCCAGGUGCCUGGAAUGUGGAAUUGAACUGGGGGGCACUGACCACAAAACAUUUAUAGGGAUGAGGAAGCUUGAGCAGGACAUUGACGAGACAGGACAUAUUUUGGGAUCACCAGAGACUCCAGUGUCAGUUGCAGCAGAAGACAGAGGCAUGACUCCACCUGUUUUUAACGUAUUGCGGCUGUUGGCCCACCUGGCGAUAUUACUGGGGGCGGAACAAAAUCUAGAGAACGUGAGGACCCUCGUGAAACCAGGGGUGGGAGAUAUCGGGACGUUCCUUUUCCGGCAUCUAGAGAAAAACCUAGAACAAGUGAAGAACUCCCUAGGGGAAAGCGUGGAUAAUACGGCCACUGUACUCCAUCUUGUUCUCUGCAGGAUGCUCACUAUUUCCAUUAAUCAACCUGACCAGCGUCUUUUGCCUUUUGAUCAUACUCUGUCGACAAAGGACGUGAGAAGCAACUGGGAGAGAAAUAUGGCGGCAUCGGUCAUUGUUCCUGUGCUUACGAAUUUAAACCAUGAUCUUGGUGACGUCAAUAAUUACAUUAGGAACGAUGAGAGAAUAAGUUCCGACCCAAUAAUCAGAAUCAUAUAUGGGGAUCCGUUGCGUAACAAUGAUAUUGUGGCACUGCCAAUACAUGGACUCAUUCCCUACCCCAAAAUAUGGAGCUGCAGGGCAAGAAUCACUGUUGGGCAUCUUCAGCAUUUGGUUCAGCAGAGGGAUGGGGGGAACAAUCUGCCAAUGCUGUCAACGUUUCUGGAGAAUGAAAGUGAACUCCGCCUGGUUAAGUUCCUACCAGAAAUCUUAAAUCUUCAAAAAGAGUUGGUGAAAAGAUUCCAGAAUUUCCGAGAUGUGAGCAACCAGACAAUUGGGGAAUUUUUAGCCAGCAUAACUGUUGAUGGUGCUCGACGUGUGUUUGAGAAGAGAAUACAAACCUUCCUAUUUACAUGGAACUGUCUAAGAAAUUCUCUUCUUAUGAAAGGGGAAAUAAAACUCCCAGAAGAAGCCUGUGCCAAUGACCUUACCCCAGCGAGUGAUUUUGCCAUUCUGCUUCCUAGUCGGCAAGGACAGGGUCUCUGUGCCACAGCCUUGGUCAGCUAUCUCAUCGCUCUGCACAACAGCCUGGUUUAUGCUGUGAGGCGCUUCACCAGAGAUGAGCAGACAUACUCUAUUGGGGCAGCUGAAGUCAUGGACCUACAUGUGAUCAGUUAUGAGGUGGAAACCGAUCUGAUGCCAAUAAUUCUGUCCAACUGCCAACACAACACCCAGAGUGAUGGGAAAGCCUUAGAGGAGAUUGAUCUGCAAAGGAUCCAGCGUCAGAUCAUUAGCCGUUUUCUCCAAGGCAAACCUCGUAUUACCCUUGCGGGGCUGCCCACCAUUGUCCACUCCCAAGAUCGCAACUAUGAGAACAUAUUUAGAGAUGUGAGGGCAAAAGUCUUACAGGAACCUCUGCUAGAUUCGGUGAUAGAAAACAUAAGCAAAGAUCUGGAUUUGUACAGCGAUGUCUGCGAUGCGCUUCAAAUCAUUGAGACAAUGUUGGGGUUCUUAGCAACGUCUGGGGGCAAUCCAGAUCUCCCGCUGACCGCUUAUGUAGAAGAUGUCCUACAGAUGAAGGAUCAGAGCGAAGAGAACAUCCUGGAGGCGCUGAAGCAGUGUCAGUUGAAGCACACAAUCUCACUAUGGCAGCUUCUCACCGCAUUACAGUCCGAGCAUCGCAUACGCCUUAAAAACGAUCCAUUUGCAGAUCUGGAUGAAGGGUAUAAGCAGGAAUUAGAUGAGGAGAGCCAGAAGCUCCUGACUGCGUUCUUGGCGCAACAUGGACUCAAUGUCUUCCUUCUGGAAUUACAUGAAACGAUCAUCUUAAAGCUCAAGAAGCAACGUGGGGCCAAUGAUUUCCCACCUGCAUGGGGGUUAAGAGACGUUCUGGGCCCAUUGCUUGAUGGGAAAGAGCAACCAUUCCCGGCGCUGGAGGAGGAUUUCCCAGAACAGAUCUGUUUGGCUCACUGUGCCGAGAGUUGGAAGGUGGCGGCCGCCAUGAAGUGGAAACGCCAUUGAUGUUAUACAAACACAUCCAAGUUAACAAUAGAAUGCAAUAAUCAAAAUAAUACCCUUUUUACUUUUAUAUCUGAAAUGUAUAUAUCUUCUGGUCUCUGGGGUCAAUGAUUCUAGUAACCAGUAAGAAGAUGUAUUAUGGUUGUUAUCUUUAUGUUUAAAUACUCUCUUCUGUACUAUCA
This is a messenger RNA of Xenopus tropicalis (tropical clawed frog), 16161 nucleotides long. It is a transcript of the gene rnf213.2, whose product is annotated as ring finger protein 213 gene 2. The transcript is spliced from 66 exons. The coding region runs from base 320 to 15982 and encodes 5220 amino acids. The record is from RefSeq and is a predicted model, not a curated record. NCBI's taxonomy places the organism in Eukaryota, Metazoa, Chordata, Amphibia, Anura, Pipidae.